Molecule: messenger RNA, 1042 nt
Organism: Blepharisma stoltei
Lineage: Eukaryota; Ciliophora; Heterotrichea; Heterotrichida; Blepharismidae
Source: the annotation of a GenBank genome assembly
AUGGCGUGGAGAGAAUAUUUUGCUGAACUGCACGGAACUGCAAUGUUGGCAUUCAUUGUCUUCGCCAGUGACGGAGGACCAUUUUCUGUUGGUCUAGGGCUAUGGGGAAUUAUUAAUGUUACAGGGUGCAUAAGUGGUGCCCAUUUCAACCCAGCUGUAACUCUUGGAGUUAUCCUCAACAAAAAAAUUAACAAAUCAUUAACAAGCAGCGAAUUCAUCAAGUUCCUUAUUUAUAUGAUAAUUCAGCUUGGUGGGGCAUUCAUUGGAAGUCUUUUUGCAGAGCUUGUUACGGACUCCCAUUUUGGCUUUAAAAAUCGGCCAGGCCACACGUAUCGAGAUGUCUUUGUAGGCGAAACAAUAGCAACUGGGCAUAUUGUUAUGGCUGCUUUAAUGAUAGGCCACCUAACCACAUAUAGCUUAAUGGCAACAUUAGUGCUAUGCUUUACAGUAGUCGCUCAUAUUUUUACAAUUGGUCCAAUCUCUGGAGCUUGCUUCAAUCCAGCAGUCGGUAUCGCGGUCAGCGUUGUAAAAACGGUUCAUUUUAAUGACUCAAGCUACAUUGACCAUCUCUGGAUCUAUAUUGUGGCUCCAUUUCUCGGUGUCUUCUAUGGAAUCAUUCCAGCGUUAAUUUAUUCGAGUGAUGAAAAAUUCAAAGGAAAAAGCGUAAAGGAUACUCAAAUGAGCGAAAAUUUAAUUUUCAAAGAAGAUAGCUAACUCCCCCCCUCUGUGAGCGAACAGAAAAAUCUUGUUCGCUAACGGAGGGGGUUUAUUUUUUUUUUUAAAAAAAAUUAUAUAUAAUUUUUAAAGAAAAAAUUUUUUCGGAAUUUAAAAAAAUCCCAUUACUCGAAAAUUGGAAAGUAAAUAUUAAUUUAAUUUGUAAAAUCUAAACAGAAUUAGCUCGAGAUUUCAUGAUACUAGUUAUCACUUAUAUAUCAAAUUUUUUCUAUUAAAACAUUUUUGUUCGCUCAUGGAAGGUGAGUUUUUGGCAAAAAAUAGGGAUUUUUCUAAUGGUUUUGUUCGCUCACUGAGGGCGGGGGAGUAA